Molecule: messenger RNA, 429 nt
Organism: Symbiodinium necroappetens
Lineage: Eukaryota; Dinophyceae; Suessiales; Symbiodiniaceae
Source: the annotation of a GenBank genome assembly
AUGCAUAUCCUCGUCGCGAUGCUCCUGUUACCCGGCUGCUCAGCGCUGCGUGACCGCAAGAGCCCAGACAAUGACAGUCGCGAAGCCAUCUCUUGGCCAACCCUCGCGGAGAUGCAGGAGAAGAUGGUAAAGAAGCCGCAUCCUGAGGGGCGUCCGCACUGGGUCACCAAAAGGGAGCUCUCGGACGAAUCGAUUGACUACGUCAAGACGGCGGUUUGGGCAUGCUACAACGUUGAUGCCUCUAAAAUGGCAUCAUGCAUCACUUGGCAGAUGGACAUGGAUUACAACCACACGCUUCCCCAACAGAAGUGGGAAGCGGUCUUGGGAAGAAUGGUCGACAGAGUGGACAAUGAGUAUUUCGGCCCUCCUGUGAAAGCUCGACUUAAGUGGGGUGACCUCAGCAUCCUCGUCUUUGCCUACUACAGCUAG